AAAUUGCCGAUUUGAUGCCGAACACUAGAACGCGGUUGGCCGGAAGAUCCGGGUGCUGAGCUUCAAGAUAAACAGUAAUGGCGGAGGCAGCGGCAGCAACCACAGCGGCUCCAGCAGUAACAGGAGGAGGCUGGACCAAACACGUAACCUGCAGGUAUUUCAUGCAUGGGGUUUGCAAGGAAGGGAGCAACUGUCGAUAUUCCCACGACCUCAGCAGCAGCAAACCGACCAUGAUUUGCAGGUACUUUCAAAGGGGAUGCUGUGCGUACGGUGACCGAUGCAGGUAUGAACACACAAAACCAGCCAAACCGGAGGAGCCGGACGGUCCCAAGCAAACAAUGCCGCUGCCCCCUGCCCCCCUCCCCGCCACCGUCACUCCGCACCCCCAGCCGGGGGGCAGCAGCGCAGAGCCCCAGGAGCACCCGGACGGAAUAGGGGCCAGAGACUGGGUGAACGCAGCAGAGUUUGUGCCAGGGCAGCCCUACUGCGGGCGAGCGGCUGACCCGGUUCCAGCGGAGGGGCCGGGCCUCGUCAUCGAGGAAGAGUACGAGAAGGAGCAGGCCGACAAGGAGCUGAAGAAGCAGCUGUGUCCCUACGCGGCGGUCGGGGAGUGCCGCUACGGGCUCAACUGCGCCUAUCUCCACGGCGACGUCUGCGACAUGUGCGGCCUGCAGGUCCUGCACCCCUCCGACUCCGCCCAGCGCUCACAGCACAUCAAGGCGUGCAUCGAGGCCCACGAGAAGGACAUGGAGAUCUCCUUCGCCAUCCAGCGCAGCAAGGACAUGAUGUGUGGCGUGUGCAUGGAGGUGGUGUUCGAGAAGGCCAACCCCGGGGAGCGGCGCUUCGGCAUCCUGUCCAACUGCAGCCACUGCUACUGCCUCAAGUGCAUCCGCAAGUGGAGGAGCGCCAAGCAGUUCGAGAGCAAGAUCAUCAAGUCCUGCCCAGAGUGUCGAAUCACGUCCAAUUUUGUCAUCCCGAGUGAAUACUGGGUAGAGGACAAAGAAGAAAAACAGAAACUCAUCCAGAAGUACAAGGACGGCAUGGGCACCAAACCGUGCCGGUAUUUCGACGAGGGGCGUGGCAGCUGUCCGUUCGGGGCGAACUGCUUCUACAAGCACGCCUAUCCCGACGGCCGCCUGGAGGAGCCCCAGCCUCAGAGGCGUGUCACGGGGUCGGUCGGACGGCACCGGAACUCCAGACGGACGCCCCUGUGGGACAUCUUCGACGAGCGGGAGAGCGGCGACUCCUUCGACAACGAGGACGAGGAGAUGGUGACGCUGGAGCUGAGCGAGAUGCUGCUCAUGCUCCUGGCGGCCGGCACCGACGACGAGGUCACCGACUCGGAGGACGAGUGGGACUUGUUUCACGAGGAGCUGGACGAUUACUACGAGGUUUACCUAUAGCGCACCGCUCCGAACAAACAAACUCACCCCCUCCCCCCCCCCCCUUUCCCUUCAAUAGGCCUAGUAUGGACUGUCAUGUGUGAGUGUUGACAGUAGCUUCUUUUCCUAUGUUGUGGCAGUGCCUUUAAGCAGGCCAUUUAUGAAUACGUGAAUUUAAAUGAAUUUAAUGAAUAAAAGGAUAAAAAGAAAAAACGGACAAACAGGUCGGUGCACUCGUGCUAAAACGUUUUCUAGAAAACCCCUCGCCCCCUGUCCCCGUCCCUUCAAUACAUUCUGUGAGUCUGUCAGUGUCCGGUUUAUUUAAAAACAAGCAAAGAAAAUGCAGGAAAAAAAACAGUUAAAAAAAAAAAAAAAGACUAUAUAAAUAAUGAUAAAAAUAUAAAUAAAAAAUCCAUCCGUUGGAAGAGUAUCACUAAUAAACCAUCUUGACUUUAUUCUUGGGUGUGGGUUUGGCUUGUGUAUCAUCUACCCAGGUGUUUUUUUUUUUUAAAGUUCACUUCAGUAGUGGAUGUGGGACCCCAGUUACAGCCUACCGAACUGGUCAUGACGGGUGCUUUUUAAAUCCUCUUGUUUUAAUGCACUGAAUUUCUGGGAAGCGCAGGGUGGGGUGGGUGGGAGUAUGGUCCAUAUGCACAAAUGCACUCUAAAGUUCAUACACACUAAUCAUAUCCCGUCCCACGUUAUGAAAUGUGAAUGAGCUCUUUUUCAAUAUAUAUAUAUAUAUAAUAUUUUUUUUUAAUGGGUCCAAGAGCACAUUUUGGCCUCUGUCACACCUGUCCGUGAACACCUGUGGUACCGAACAACAAGUCCCUCCUCAUGACCAAAUCACCAGAACCCUGUGAUUUGGGAUGCCCAGAAUGCAUUUAUUACGCAAAUGACUGUCUGUUGAGAUAUAUUAUAAUUACUGUUUGACUUGAAAAGUCUUGUUUGUUUUCAGUAACGGAUAACGUUUUAAUGCUCUCUGGGAAAAAGACCAAGCCAAAAACCCUUGACUGUUUUUCCCCAUCUGUAUUUCACUGCUAUGAAAUGAGUAUAUUUAUAUUGAAAUAUGUUGUUUUCUAUGAUCCCAGAACCCGUUCCACAUUUAUUUGGAGAUUAAAGUUUAUUAACAAAUGAA
Molecule: messenger RNA, 2520 nt
Organism: Anguilla rostrata (American eel)
Lineage: Eukaryota; Metazoa; Chordata; Actinopteri; Anguilliformes; Anguillidae
Gene: mkrn1
Product: makorin, ring finger protein, 1
Exons: 8
Coding region: 78-1403 (441 amino acids)
Biological process (GO): protein polyubiquitination
Molecular function (GO): ubiquitin protein ligase activity; metal ion binding
Source: RefSeq, a predicted model, not a curated record